Cynara cardunculus var. scolymus (artichoke) is the source of this 701-nucleotide messenger RNA. RefSeq lists its product as uncharacterized. The record is from RefSeq and is a predicted model, not a curated record. Lineage: Eukaryota; Viridiplantae; Streptophyta; Magnoliopsida; Asterales; Asteraceae. The transcript has a single exon. Bases 24 to 560 code for a protein of 178 amino acids.
CCUAGAAAAUUAUAUUCACAGUAAUGUCUUCGAUCAUCGUCUUCACUUUCUCCAUCCUCCUCCUCUCAACUUUCGCAAUCUCAUCCCUACUCGAUGCUGCUGACAAUGGAGGCAAUGACAACUUCACUGCCUAUCAAGUCAUUCAAUCGUAUGGAUUUCCCAAAGGAAUUAUUCCUAUUGGCGUCAUCGGCUACGAACUCGAUAAACCCACGGGUAAAUUUAAAGCUUUUUUCAAUGGUUCUUGUAGCUUUUCUCUAGAAGGUUCCUACGAUCUCAAAUACCAAUCGACAAUCGGCGGGAUCAUAUCGAAUGGUAGAUUGAAGGAUCUAACUGGAGUUAGCGUCAAGGUGUUCUUCUUUUGGCUCAACAUUGUUGAAGUUUAUCGGACCGAAGACGAGCUUGGUUUUUCCGUUGGAAUUGCUUCGGCUGGGUUUCCGAUUGAUAAUUUUGAGAUUUGUCCGCAAUGUGGAUGUGGUUUGAAUUGCAAUGGCGUUGUUGAUGAUCAUGAAGAUAAGCAAGUACAGAAGAUCAGAACAAACACGAUUGUUUCUUCAAUUUAGAGGUUAGAUGAUUUCCAACUGAAUCACGCUUCAAUUUCUUUGUUUAUUCGCUUAGAAAUCAUCUUUUUUUGUUACUUUUCUAUGAUUGAAUUCCCAUUAUGUUUGCAUGCAUCCAUUAGAGAAAUAAAAUAUGCUCCUUUU